Molecule: messenger RNA, 2361 nt
Organism: Olea europaea var. sylvestris
Lineage: Eukaryota; Viridiplantae; Streptophyta; Magnoliopsida; Lamiales; Oleaceae
Product: RNA-binding protein 39-like
Exons: 13
Coding region: 158-1942 (594 amino acids)
Biological process (GO): mRNA processing
Cellular component (GO): nucleus
Molecular function (GO): RNA binding
Source: RefSeq, a predicted model, not a curated record
UAAAAUCAUGCCAAACUGGACCUAAAGGGAACACCGCUAUUUCUGUAUCUUCCAAAACCCUAAUUCAAUCUUCCUUUUACUGGAGAGUCAUCCAAAUUCUGGCGGUUCGACCAACCUGACCGCCAUUAAUCGACAAAUCUGAAUUAGCUGCAGCAGGAUGGACUUCGAUGAGUAUGAUUACUUAGAAAAGGCGGUGGAAGAAACUAACGUCCCGUCUAAAACCGCCGAAAAGGAAACUUCUGACAAGGAAAAAGACAGAGACAGGAGCGAAAAGGGUUACAGACGAAGAGACAGGAUUGAAGAUAAUGACUUGGAUGAAGAAGAGAGGAAUCGAAAGAGCAGUGGCAAAAAAUCGCGAGCAGACAGGGAUAAUGAAGAGAAUGGGCGAGACAGAGACCGCGAUAGGGAGCGUGAGCGUGAUAGGGAAAAAGAGAGAGACCGGGAUAGAGAGAGGAGCUUGAGGCGUAGGAGUUCCGACAGGGAUUUGGAGCGGGAAAGGGAUAGAGAGAGGCGGAGCUCGAGGGAACUCGAACGGGAUAGGGAGAAGAGAGACAAGGAUAAGGAGAGGGAAGGGGACAGGGAAAGGGAUAAGGAGAGGAGGGAGAGGGAGAGGGAGAGGGAGAAAGGGAAGGAGCGAGAGAGGGAGGUGCAAAAGGAAAGGGAAAGGGAAAAGGAAAAGGAGAGGCCGAGGAGUAGGAGUCGACCUACGCUGGAGCAUGAAAGGGAUAGGGAUUUGAUGAGAGGAAGGGAGCAUGAACUGCGCGACAGCAGGAGAUUCAAGGAUAAGAAAGAAGCAACAGAGCCUGAAGCAGAUCCAGAAAGGGACCAAAGAACUGUUUUUGCCUACCAGAUGCCUCUGAAGGCCACAGAAAGAGAUGUUUAUGAGUUCUUUUCACAAGCAGGAAAGGUAAGGGAUGUACGGCUUAUUAUGGAUCGGAAUUCAAGGCGAUCAAAAGGAGUUGGAUACAUUGAAUUUUAUGAUGCUAUGUCUGUGCCGAUGGCUAUAGCUCUGUCUGGUCACCUUCUCUUUGGACAACCAGUAAUGGUCAAACCUUCCGAGGCUGAAAAGAAUCUUGUUCAGUCCAAUACUACUGUUGGUGGUUCAGGUGUCAUCGGACCUUAUGGUGCUGCAGAUAGGAAGCUGUAUGUGGGCAAUUUACACUUCAACAUGACAGAAUUUCAGCUUAAGCAGAUUUUCGAAGCUUUUGGGCCUGUUGAGCUUGUGCAACUGCCUACGGAUCCAGAGACAGGACACUGUAAAGGUUUUGGAUUUGUUCAAUUUGCGCAACUUGAGCAUGCAAAGGCAGCAGAGAGUUUGAAUGGUAAACUGGAGAUUGCCGGUCGGACCAUCAAGGUUUCAUCAGUUACAGAUCAUGUUGGAGUACAAGAUUCUGGAACAAAAACUGCAGAUUUUGAUGAUGAUGAUGGGGGUGGUUUGUCGUUGAAUGCUCAGUCAAGAGCAAUGCUCAUGCAGAAGCUGGAUCGCAGUGGUACUGCUUUGAGUGUCACGGGGCCCAUUGGAGUGCCUGCUCUCAAUGGAUUGGCUCCACAACAGUCUAUCAACUUGCCAAUGAACCCAUCAACAGUUCUCCAUCCUCCUGUUCUUCCCACACAACUGAUUUCUAUGGCUCCAGAACCUAUUGGGAACCCCAGUGAGUGUUUGCUAUUGAAGAAUAUGUUCGAUCCAACCGCGGAGGUGGAGCCGGAGUUCGAUUUGGAUAUUAGAGAUGAUGUGCAAGAAGAAUGUUCGAAGUACGGCGUAGUGAAGCAUGCUUACGUGGACAAGAAUAGCGCCGGAUAUGUAUACUUGAGGUUUGAAAGUGUCGAUGCAGCGUCACGUGCUCAACAAGCUAUGCAUAAAAGAUGGUUUGCUCGUAGAUUGAUCUCUGCAAUAUUCUUGCAACCAUAUGAAUACGAUGCCAAAUUCAAGGGUGCAGCUUGAAAAACUUUUUAUUGUGAAAUGGUGCUUUGUGGGGUAUCUCAUUAAUCUUUCUAUUUGCUUCAUGUCCUGAGUAACGCUGAAUUGAAUUUUUUGGUUGGUAUCGACCGCGUUAUGUAACUUAACCAAUUGUUAGCGCUUUUUUACUGUCAAGAUAAUCACUGCCUAAUCUAUGUUUCUCGUUCACAUUACCCCAAUGCUUUUGGCAUUAUUUUCUCGUCUGAAGCAACCGACCAUGAGCAUGGGAAGUUAGCCGUAGGGUUAUCUGGUGAUAUGAAGUACCUGUGUGCAAGAAUGUGCAAAGAAAAGGUUCUAUAGUUGCUUAGAAUACUUGCUAAAAGUCAAAAACUACUUUGGAUCUACCGUUUUUGUGGGACAUGCGAGUGUGAUCUAUUUACCCAUUGCGCUUUUUCCUUUGUUUA